GAAAAAAAGUCAAUCUAGCAAGAGUCAUGCCGAUUUCAGCUUCAAACAACUUAUAACUGCGCGUUCUGCAAUCGCCAGCGAACAACUUUAGCUUCCUCUUUUAAUUCCUUCAAAUCGAGAUCAACACUUGCGUCUUUGCUUCCUCUGCACACCACCCAAUCCUACUCGCCCCCACUCUUUUUUUUUCUCUUCUUACUUUUUUUCUCUCUCCGGCAGAAGGGAUUUCUGCUACCCUCAUUAACGAUGUUGGACCAAAUGGCAAACGAGAUCAAGUUAAUCUCUGGGAGCUCCCACCCGGAGCUGAGUGCUCUGGUGGCCAGUCGACUUGGCAUCAAUAUCGCCAACACCAUGAGCCUCAACUACUCCAACCAAGAGACUAGUGUUUCCAUUGGAGAGUCCGUGAGAGACGAGGACGUCUUCAUCCUUCAGUCGACAGCGCCGGGUGACGUCAACGAUGGCCUCAUGGAGCUGCUCAUCAUGAUCCACGCUUGCCGCACUGCGUCUGCUAGACGCAUCACGGCCGUCAUUCCUAAUUACCCCUACGCUCGCCAGGACAAGAAGGACAAGUCCCGUGCGCCCAUUAGUGCCAGACUGAUUGCAAACAUGCUGCAGGUGUCCGGCUGCAACCAUAUCAUUACUAUGGACCUGCAUGCCUCACAGAUCCAGGGAUUUUUCAACGUGCCUGUAGAUAACCUGUAUGCUGAGCCAUCCGUCCUGCGGUGGAUCAGUGAGAACCUAGACGUUGAGAACUGCGUCAUCGUCUCUCCCGAUGCUGGCGGUGCGAAGCGCGCUACCUCGCUUGCUGACCGUCUCAACACCGGAUUUGCUCUGAUUCACAAGGAGCGCCCGCGACCUAAUGUUGUCGGCCGCAUGGUGCUUGUGGGUGAUGUUCAAGACAAGGUAGCUAUCCUUGUGGAUGACAUGGCCGACACCUGUGGAACUCUGGCCAAGGCGGCGGAAACCCUCAACAGCCACGGCGCUCGCCAAGUCUUUGCUAUUGUCACUCAUGGCAUUCUCAGCGGCACCGCCAUUGACACCAUUAACAACUCCCAUCUAUCUGGCCUUGUCGUCACCAACACCGUUCCUCUUGGCGAUAAAACUGAGCGGUGCCCUAAGCUCAAGGUCAUCGAUGUGUCUGGCACGCUUGCUGAGGCUAUUCGACGAACCCACAACGGUGAAUCGGUGUCAUACCUUUUCACCAAUGUUCCCGUCUAAACGACUUGAUGGGUUGUUAUUUUGUUUGGUUAAACUCUUUACUGUUUGUCUUGGUUGGCGACGAUUAGAUACUCGACCAACCAA
This is a messenger RNA of Trichoderma harzianum CBS 226.95, 1299 nucleotides long. RefSeq lists its product as hypothetical. Gene Ontology annotation, molecular function: magnesium ion binding; ribose phosphate diphosphokinase activity. The record is from RefSeq and is a predicted model, not a curated record. Lineage: Eukaryota; Fungi; Ascomycota; Sordariomycetes; Hypocreales; Hypocreaceae. The transcript has 8 exons. Gene Ontology annotation, cellular component: ribose phosphate diphosphokinase complex; cytoplasm. Gene Ontology annotation, biological process: purine nucleotide biosynthetic process; ribonucleoside monophosphate biosynthetic process; 5-phosphoribose 1-diphosphate biosynthetic process. Bases 244 to 1215 code for a protein of 323 amino acids.